AUGGAAGAAAUAUAUAUACCUAUACCACAUUAUCCACCAUUCAAAUUAAGAUCAUCAUUAAUUGAUAAAGACCCAGUCAUUUGGGUACAUUUAUUAGAUGCAUAUAUUCAAUUAAUUCAAUUUUUAUUAGAUCCAAAGUCACCAAAAUUAAAUAUAAAAAGUCAGCAACAGUUACAGGUUUUCAUUAAAAUAUAUUUAUCAGAAACUGCAGAGGAACAAUCUAGGAUUUUUUCUUUAGGUGCUAUAAAUCCAGAUAUAACCAAAAACACAUCAAUUUUGAAAAUUUAUGUAUUUCAGUUAAUUAAAGAUUAUAGUUUUGUGAAGUUAAAUCUUACAAGUGAAUGUGUUUGGAAUUUCAUAAGGAUAUAUUGUGAGAAGAAUAUAAAUACUGUUAGGAAUUUAGUUGAAGGUACUCACAAAUCGAAAUAUAAUAAUAAUAAAAAGAGUGGGAGCAUUUCUCAAAUUCCAGUAUUGCAUAAAUACAUUAAAUAUUUGAUAUUGAAUAAUAAAUUUAGAGAUGAGGAUAUUUCUACACUUUCAAUUUUACUUGGUCAACAUACUACAAACACAGUUACGACUUUUAGAAUGGGAGAUUCUAACUCAACUACUAAAAAUAUAAACAAAAAGUCAAAUAAUUCCUUGCAGUUUGCUGAAUCAUUUGUUAAAUCAUCUUGGAUUGAAAUGUUAGAGAAGAAUUACGUAUCUGGAAAACCUGUAUAUGCAAACACAAUUAAAAAUGUCAUGAUUAUUUCAAUUUUAUCAUUAUCUACUGCAAAAUUGGCAAAAUUGACAAUGGAAUUAGGUAUAACCUCAAUAGAUACCUUAGAAAUAUGUCCUUUAUUUAGUUCAAUUAUUUUAUCUGAUACUUAUAAUGAAUUAGUUCCUAAUCUAGAUGAAAGAUUACCAUUUCUUAAAAAUGUCAAAUUUGGAAAUGGACAAGGAGAUGCGAUUGAUGAUGAAUCAGAUUUUGAACAAAAUAUAGAAGGUAUUUCAUUAUUAAUUGAUUUAUUCCCACAAUUGACUGAACAAAAAGCCAAAAUCAUACUUAAAGAGAAUAAUGGAGAUGUUGAACAUGUUACUAAUUUAUUACUUGAGAAUCCAGAUUUAAUAGAUAGUAUAACUAUACCGUAUAAGAAAGGGAAAUCAACCGAACCUAAAGUAUCAGUCAGACAAGCUUCUAAAAGGUCAGUUUAUGAUGAGGAUAAUAUAUCAAAGGGUGAUUUUUCAGGGACUACUAUUAUUUAUGGUAAGAAACAACGUGAAAGCUUAGCUCCAUCGUCUCAACAAUUAAAAAAUCAUACUUUGAAUGCUGCAUUACGAUUAAUGUAUGAAUCAGAUGAGGAUGAACCAGAUGAUACUUAUGAUGAUCAAGAGAAAACAAGUGGUAUAGCAGAUGAAUCAAACGAUAAACGAAAUAAAAAGAAUAAAAUGACAGUAUUAGAAGAUAAUAAUAAAGAAAGUACUAAUUCUGAUGGAGUAGAUGAGAAUGAAAGAUAUUUAUUCAGCAUUUUUAAAAUUAAAGGUAAUGAAGUAUUUGAAAAGACAGCAAGAAAAUCAUCACAACGUAAAGAAUUAAGAAAACAAAUGAACUGGUCAGAUGAACAAAUUGAAGGAUGGUUAAGAAUGUUAUUGAAAUCACCAAGGAGAUUUAAAAUUUUAGAAGAAGAUUUCUUUUAUGGUGGUGGUAAUCCAAAUAGAGCACCUAAAAUAUUGAAGAAUGAUAGGAAGGAAGACACACCUGAAGUGCAAGAUGAAAAGAAAGCUAAAGGUAUUAAUGAUAAAGAUAUUAAAAGAGAUCCACCUAAAUCUAAAGAGCAAGUUAGACGUAAUCAAGCAAGAAAUGAAAAGAAUAAAUCAAGUAGAGCUAAUCAUAAUAGAAAAGCUCAACAUGAUAAAAAAGCAAGUAUAGGAUUUGGAGCAUUAUAA
Messenger RNA from Insectozyma verbasci, 1926 nucleotides. Lineage: Eukaryota; Fungi; Ascomycota; Pichiomycetes; Serinales; Debaryomycetaceae. The record is from the annotation of a GenBank genome assembly.